Messenger RNA from Trichogramma pretiosum, 587 nucleotides. RefSeq names its product biogenesis of lysosome-related organelles complex 1 subunit 5 (gene Muted). Bases 118 to 576 code for a protein of 152 amino acids. The record is from RefSeq and is a predicted model, not a curated record. Gene Ontology annotation, cellular component: transport vesicle; BLOC-1 complex. The transcript has 4 exons. NCBI's taxonomy places the organism in Eukaryota, Metazoa, Arthropoda, Insecta, Hymenoptera, Trichogrammatidae.
CGGACACUCAUAUCAUCCUGGGUUCAAUGCUUUUUUGAAACAUGGGAAUGGUGGGGGUGUACCGCACGCAUUACGCGUGAUACGAUAGGCUAGUCAUGUGCUCGGUGAACAAUAAACAUGGCGUCAAUCAUUAAAGAUACUGGUGAAAUUUGGACUAGAUUAUUCGAUCACCGACCAUUCAUUCAAGGCGAAGUCACAUUUUUUUUGCGAGAAUUCCAAGAUAGACGAGAUGAUCGAGAAGUUUGUAGGCUAUUUAAAAUAUUAGAGUAUUCCACGGAACUAGGACAGAAUCGCUUAGAUCGUGCUGAAACUCUUGGUGAUCAACAUUUGCCCAGCUUGAAAGCUAACUUGGACGUGGCCCUUAGCAUGUGCGAGUGCGUUCUUCAAAAAGAAAACGAAUUUGAUAGUGAUAGCAAAUUACAAGACAAUAGAGAAGUGCGAAGAAGUGAGUGGCAAAAGUUCAUCAAUGAUAUGACCGAUAAGUGUUCAAAAGUUGAUGACGAGUUUAUGAAUAAAGAAAAAGAAUUGCAAGAAUAUUAUCAAGACUUAGAACAAAAGUUACAUAUUGCAUCUUAAAUUCCCAGCUC